Molecule: messenger RNA, 846 nt
Organism: Odontomachus brunneus
Lineage: Eukaryota; Metazoa; Arthropoda; Insecta; Hymenoptera; Formicidae
Exons: 3
Coding region: 177-809 (210 amino acids)
Source: RefSeq, a predicted model, not a curated record
GCUGCCGCCAUCUCGCGGUCAUUGCGGCGAAACACCAGCCUGAGUCUCGCCGUACCAUUGGCGCAGCUCGGCCAAUCGUGACGUUGGCGCUGCUUUACGCGGGAAAGCCUCCGUCGCAGCGGCCGCCAUAUUGAUGAGUGAGCUUUGAAUCGGAACGGUCAGCGUCCUUUUCAAAAAUGGACAGCGGGAAGUUUGAGGAGGAUCUCGGCGGGUUUAUCGGACGACGCGCACAAGUAUCCAGCGACAGUGAUACGAUGGAUUUCGAGAGCGUUGAUCUUGGUAGCGAAAUCGAUACGAUGUUGCGGAACAUUAAUUAUUACAAGUCGAAAUUGCAAAGCUGUCGCGAAAAGUACGAGAACGUGGAGACUGAGAUCUCCAACGUGAGGCGGUCGCAGCACAAGACGCAGCGAAAGUUGCAUCACGCGCGCAUGGAAGAACAAAAUCUGCGGGAGCUUUUUGAAAAGAUACAUCUGGAUCACGAAGCGUGCGUGAAGAAAUCAGACGGCUACAAGGAUCUGGACGAGAGGAUCCACGCGACAAUCAGCGAAUUGACAACACAAAGAAGCGCGUUGAUGCAGGAACUGGCGCAACUGAAAAAAAACACCGAGGACAACUGCAGGAAGCUCAGCCGGGUGAACGCUAUGAUCACGGAGCAAGAGGAGAAGAAUGAGGUGCUGCUUCGAAAAUUGAUGAAAGAAUCGGAGAACUCGCUCAUCCCGCAAAACAUGCAAUGGCGGAUAAACGCUUUUCUGGAACAUUUGAAGAGGGACGAAGGGCACAUCGCCACUGCCAACGAUACAAUGGAAUAGACGCGUAUCUGACCUCAGUUUAACAGAACACAGUUAU